AGAGACUUUCCACAUCUUUUACAUCUAACGGCACCUAACUAACCGCGACGAUAAACAUUUCCAACAGCGAUAAUAGUCAUGAUGGUAAUGACUAACUAUAACACGACAUGGUGUACAAUCACAUGAGACCAUCCAUGCAAAGGCGGCGCGUGAGACUGAUUCUGACUGGAUGUCUUGAGUGUACAAACACUUUAUAACAUAAAAUAUGGUGGAGGUGAUCUUCCAAAAAGCGCCAGAAUACUCAUAGUAUCUUAUCAAGCAAGAUGAGUGAGUUAUGUGUUUAUUCUUAAACAUUACAUUUCUGACAUUAUGCAUAGAUAAUGUUCGUCGACAAGCUCGAAAUGCAAGAAUUACAUCCGAACGGGACCAACCACUAGACUGGAACCCUCUCCUACGAUGCAGGAGAUGGGCUGACGAUAGGUUCAAUAUUUACCAUGACGGACGGAGAGAUGUGGAAGCCGUACGAGCGCAGAAUGAUGAUGCACAAGCUUUGCCUUCACGCAUGGAGGCCUUUUAUGCGCAUUCGGAUCCUGAAAUUGUUAUGAUCACAUCUGCUCCGGAGUUUUUACCUCCUAUACCAACCAUAGAGCAGAUCGCAAGGCCACAGCCGGCUGGUGAUUUAAGUGCGGAGAAAACCACAAGCCCUAUCGCCGUACAGAAAUAUCCUCGGCAUCGAUUUCCACAAUCUGCUGCAGAGAGCAAAGCAACUUCUGAACUUGACACAGCUAUCAAACACCAAAGAAGCCAUAAACCAUCAUCUGUACAUUUGGUCAAACAAAUAGUAGCAAUUUUCUGCUCGUCAUGGCUAUCAGUCCUUCUUCCAUUUAUUCCAGCAGGAUUUGCUUCAAAUUACACCAACUCACCACCAAUCCUCAAUUUUAUAUUGAACUUCUUCGCCAUCUUUCCAAGUGCUUCCAUUGUUGAUAUGGCUAUGGAUGAGGUGAUGUUACAUUUUGGAAAUACUAUUGGUGUGUUGAUAUAUAUGACUUUUGGGAAUAUCGUGCAGUUGGUUACCUCGAUCCUUCUACUCAAAACUCGCCAAGUGGAAAUUCUGAAAACUUCACUAGUAGGAGGUAUUCUUAGUCGAGUUUUGUUAAUAAUGGGCGCAAGUUACUUUGCAGGUGGAAUCAAUCGACUAGAGCAGUCCUUUGAUGUAGGCUCUGCAAGCCACGUGGCCAAUUUCUUGACAUUAUCUGUGGCUAGCUUGAUUAUUCCAACAGCAUCUCAUGCUUUUGCCAAUUCUACUACGGAGAAGAUUGCCGCUCAAUCACGAGGAACUUCGAUUGUACUUUUGCUUGUAUACGGUGUCUAUCUUCUUUUCCAGCUAAGAACACAUGCACAUGUCUUCAAUCCAGAAGUCAUUAUAGUAAUUUCAGAGUCCUUAACAUGCUUUACAAACGCUAACUUUGAUUAAGGACACUAAAAAUGUACCAAAACAAACCGUUAAAGGUGUCGCGAAAGACGGAGUAACUCAAAGUCAACCUUCCCCUCCACCAGUCGUAUCCUCCAAAGACGAAGUUGUAGAGCCUCAACUAUCUAUGACAACCGGUAUAAUCACCCUCGUUAUCGGUACAGUCGUUCUCGCGUUCAACACCACUUUUGCAGUCGAUAGUAUUGAUGGUUUGACAGCCGAUCACGCCUCACCCACUUUCGUUGGUUUGAUACUCCUCCCAUUCCUCGACAACGAUCUUAUGCCAAUUAAAUGUGCGCGUAUGGAUAAAUUAGACUUGAGUAUCAUGGCAUCAGCUGGAAAAUCUCUUCAGACUUCCCUACUCAUUACGCCACUCAUCGUGAUCAUUGCUUGGAUUUGGGGUAUUGAUGAUAUGGGUCUGCUGUUUGAUGGGUUUCAGGUGGCGUCGCUGUUUAUGGCGGUUUUAAUCUUCGAUUUUCUCAUAGCUGCGGGAAAGAGUAAUUAGUAGGUGUAUCUCAAUAUGUGUCUAGAUAUGGCUGACUCGAUAUAGCUUGCAAGGUGUUUUACUACUUUCAAUUUAUGUCAUGAUAGCUAUAGCAGCUUGGUAUACUUAAAUUGUGUCGGAGAGUUGAUAGAUGAUUUCUUCAUAAUUCGUAUUGUCGAUACUUUAUAUCAAAUAUCUAGGACCAAUUCCGUAUUCUUGGGCCUUUUACCCGUUCAUAUUUCCAUCACUCAGCAUUGGUGACUUCAACUUGUUAGAACAGAAAACA
Molecule: messenger RNA, 2181 nt
Organism: Sclerotinia trifoliorum
Lineage: Eukaryota; Fungi; Ascomycota; Leotiomycetes; Helotiales; Sclerotiniaceae
Source: the annotation of a GenBank genome assembly